UUCAAUGGGUUAGGUCCACUUACUUUUUCUUUUGUUGAUUUCUAAUCUUUAGAAUUGGAAUAAUGAAAAAUAGAAAUAUAUAUUUGGCGAUUCAAGAGACGAUUUCUCAUUAUUCAUUAUAAUAAACAAAUCUUCAACUUUCUUUUAUAAUGACUCUCUAUAACUUAUAUCAUUACCUUCUCUAACUUAUAAUUACUCUCUAACUUAUUAGAAUGAUAACUUAUUAGAAUAAGAAUGAAAUUAGAAAAAUUAGAAAUAAUACAGUUUCUAAUUUCAUUAUUAUACAUUAUAUAGAUAAAGUCGAUUUAGUAUUACAAAAAUAUUAACAAUUUUGUUUAAACAUGAAUACUACCACUGCACUGCAGUUUUAUCAAAAAAAAGGAAAAGCCCCUUAUCGGAUUUGAACCGAUGACUUACGCCUUACCAUGGCGUUACUCUACCACUGAGUUAAAAGGGCCUAUUUGGUUCAAUUACUGAAUGAGUCACUAGGGUAAUAAGGUCUAUCUAUAGGUAUAUAUUAUAAGUAUAUACAGUAGACUCAUAGUGGCUAGUAGCUCAUUCAGGAACGAGAAUUUGAAUUGACUUCCAUUUUACUUAACGGGUAUAGGUUCAAAUAGGUUUAGUGAUAUUAGAUUUGAUAAAUAUCAAUGCAAUGAAUUGUUUCAAAGACUGACCUUAAUUUGCCCCAUUAGAACAGAACGAAAUUCAUUUGAUUGAUAUAUACAUGUACCUACCAAUUCGACAUAGAUCCAAGAUAUUUCAUCGAAGCAUGUGAUGAAGAGAUUCGGUUUGUCCCCCGAACCGAAAUUAAAAAAAAAACGAAGCUUAACUCUCUUUUCUUUUAUGUUUUCAGACCAAUCAUUUCUCGAAAAGAUCCUAUAUUUCGUACUAUUAUUUCUAUUUGAUUUGAAUAUUAACAUAUAAUAGAAAUGAAAUCGAAAUAAUAUAAAUUAAUAGAAUAUCGAUUUCUCUAUAGAAUUGUGAUUAGAAUGAAUGAUUCAUGAAUAUAAAUGACAAAUCAAAAAAUUUUAUGGAAUCAUAAAAGACGGAAAGAGCCUUCGGGGCUAGUCAUACCAUUCCAUUAUAUUGACAAUUUCAAAAAACUGUUCAUACUAUGAACAUAGUAUGAUGGCGGUCGGGCAAGUAUGCCCCCAUCGUCUAGUGGUUCAGGACAUCUCUCUUUCAAGGAGGCAGCGGGGAUUCGACUUCCCCUGGGGGUAGGGUACUACGAAAGGAAGCUGAUCAUGGAUUAUCAAUAAACUUCAAAUUGAUUCUUCCUGGGUCGAUGCCCGAGCGGUUAAUGGGGACGGACUGUAAAUUCGUUGGCAAUAUGUCUACGCUGGUUCAAAUCCAGCUCGGCCCAAUAAUUCGCUGUCCACCAUGAAAUGAUAUAACCCAUUUUUUUUUCAUAAAUGUCAGUCAGUAUGCAA
Messenger RNA from Carica papaya (papaya), 1430 nucleotides. Lineage: Eukaryota; Viridiplantae; Streptophyta; Magnoliopsida; Brassicales; Caricaceae. The record is from RefSeq and is a predicted model, not a curated record.